AUGUCAGCACCGAAAGAUAGCACAGGUCCGGAGUGGCCAAGCUCAUCGAACUCGUCGGAUAACGAAAAAGGUAACGACACCGACAUCUCACAACCCGACAAUGAAUCCACUCCAACACCACCAGCGGUCGAAUUCGAUAAUCCUAAAGGGUGGAUAGCUGUAGCAGCAGCAGCAUGUUCUCUCUUCGUUUACCUCGGUGUGAUCUACUCCUGGGGCAUCAUGCAAGUCAGACUCGUCGAAGUAACCGGAACAAACCUGACGACCUUGACCUUCGUCGGAUCACUCGCAACAUCAUUCAUGAUAUCGCUCAGUAUUCUCUCUGGAAUCGCUGUUCGAAAGCUUGGUUAUCAGAAGACUGCUCUAGCUGGUGGUGUCUUGAUGGGCCUGGGUGAAUUCCUUGCCAGUUGGACGACAAAACAUGUUGGAGCUCUUUUUGUCUUCCAUGGUGUGAUAUUUGGCAUUGGAGGAGGAUUAUCCAUCUUUGCAUGCUCGACUGCUCCGCUGAGGUGGUUCAAGAGACACCGUGGCCUGGCUAUGGGUAUCGUGUUUGGCGGAGGCAGCCUUGGUGCAGCUGUCAUGAGUAUCGCGACGAAUCUUCUCGUGAAACAAGUCGAUGUCGCGUGGACGUUCCGCAUUCUUAGUUUCAUGCUCUGGGGAGUCUGUAUCCCAGCUUCAUACUUCAUCCAGCAACCCGAGGGAUCCAUGAGUGCCGGCUUGAAGCUUCAGUGGCAUCGCUUCCGAGAACCUCGCUUCCUCCUCAUCAUCGCCGGCACAGCUUUGUCAUGCUUCCCCUUGUUUGUCCCACCAUACUUCAUCCCCAUCUUCACUCGAUCCAUGGGAUACUCUAAUCAGAUUGCCAUUAUCAUCCUGGCGGCUUGGAAUUUAGCUUCUACCGUUGGCCGGGUUUUAGGAGGCUAUACUGCAGACCACUUGCUUGGUCCUUUGAACAGCUUGAUUGUCUGUCUCCUCUUUAUUGGUCUCAGCUCGCUCGUCGUAUGGCCAUUGGCGUCCUCGGUCGGAAUCUUCUCCGUCUUCCUCGUGUUCAACGGCAUUGGCUGUGGAGCUUUCUUCAGUCUGGUUCCUCCCAUGCUCGGCGCCACAAUGGGACCAGAGAAUACUCUCGGCAUCUUGCCUAUCGUUUGGACUACUUGGUUCUGUGGAUUCUUCUUCGGUACACCUAUUGCUUCGGGAAUUUACUCGCUUGCAGACAGUGGCGAUACCAGUCUUUCAGUAUUUAGGCCUGCUGCUUAUUAUGCGGGUGCGAUGUCAAUCGUGGGUCUUUUAUUCAUCGUCUAUAUUCGUUUCAGCUUACAGAGACGCAUACUGGCCUGUAUAUAG
Fusarium verticillioides 7600 is the source of this 1338-nucleotide messenger RNA. RefSeq lists its product as hypothetical. Gene Ontology annotation, cellular component: fungal-type vacuole membrane. The record is from RefSeq and is a predicted model, not a curated record. Gene Ontology annotation, molecular function: transmembrane transporter activity. NCBI's taxonomy places the organism in Eukaryota, Fungi, Ascomycota, Sordariomycetes, Hypocreales, Nectriaceae. Bases 1 to 1338 code for a protein of 445 amino acids. The transcript has 4 exons. Gene Ontology annotation, biological process: transmembrane transport.